CGAUUCACUCUGUUUAAUCGGGAUCGGGGUUCGAAAUGGAGAGGAUAAUCUUCGCAGAUGCGAAGAUGAAAAAAAUGAUUUUCUUACGUCUUAAAAGAGAACUCCAAAGGAAAAGUCACAAAAUUUUUCAAAUUUCGAGUACUAGUUCUGGUACAUCAUCAGUUAUUGCGGUUUUAGACACGAAUUGCAAAAAAUGUGCUGGAAGUUCUGUAAAAAGACCAACAUGUCACCCUUGGACAAAAGCAAUGACAACUAAAUCACAUCUACAAGGGAAAGAUUUACAUGUUAUUCAAUACAAUGCACAGAGAAACUUUAGCAAAACAACUGCGAAGUUGGAGAAAGAAAAGGAGAAAACAAAUACAAAGACAGAUGAGAAAGACUCGAAGGAAGAUAAUGAGAAGAAAGACUCAAAGGAAGAUAAUGAGAAGAAAGACUCAAAGGAAGAUAAUGAGAAGAAAGAAGAUAAUGAGAAGAAAGAGGAGAACGAUGAUAUCCAAAGCGGACUUCUGGACGGUACAUCAGACACCCUGGUUGCUCUCAUUGUCGCAGUUGCCUGUUCAGGAGUCAUGUUUCUAUUGAACAAACCCAAGGAAGAGUAUUCCUAUAAAGGGGAAAUUUCUUGGACGGAAUUUAUAGACAUGAUGAAGAAAGGAAUGGUAAGAAAAGUAGUUGGAAAUGCAUUACCUGGCCUGGAUUCUCAGAAUGUUCGCGUUUACUUAUAUGAUGAAUACGUAGGAGAAAAUGGCACUGUUCCUAGUGGUUGCUGGGUUACACUGCAAACAGAUAUGCCAUUCUCUAAAUUUGGAUACUAUAUCAGAAAUUUAGAGACAGAAAACAAAAAUGCAAAUAAAGUCAUUUUAAAUGAAGGCAUAUCGAGUCAUUCGAUGGUUUUUAUCGUAUUUCUAGUAGCCUACUUUGCAGUAAUAGUAAGAAGAAUCUUAAUUAUAUCACGGAUGCAAAAGCAUAUAAAGCCAAAUCCAAGGCCGGUGAUGAAUGCUAAUCAGAAUCAAGACAAUAACGAUUUUAUGAGAUUCAACAUGAUGAUGGAGGAAGAGGAUCUCCUUGUAGACGACAAACCAAAGUUGAAGUUCAAGGACAUUGCUGGCAUAAAAGAGGCCAAGGUCGAAGUGAUGGAGUUUGUUGAUUACUUAAAGAAUCCUCUGAGAUACCAGAGGCUAGGUGCUAAAAUUCCACAUGGAGCAUUGCUACUUGGCCCCCCUGGAUGUGGAAAGACUCUUUUGGCCAAGGCUGUAGCUGCUGAAGCUAGCGUACCAUUCUAUUCAAAAGCUGGGUCAGAAUUUGUGGAAAUCUAUGGAGGUCAGGGAGCUUCAAGAGUAAGAGAACUUUUCAAGAUUGCGAGAGCCAAUGCCCCCUGCAUUAUCUUCAUUGAUGAACUGGAUGCUGUAGGGAGAAGUCGUGGUAGCAGAGGAGCAGCAAACAACUCUGAGGAGGAGCAGACUCUGAACCAGUUGCUGGUGGAGAUGGACGGCAUCAACACAACAGAGGGUGUCAUUAUGCUGGGGGCCACCAACAGGGUGGACAUCCUGGACAAGGCUCUGCUUCGUCCAGGAAGAUUUGACAGACAUAUCCUGAUAGACCUCCCAACAGCAAAAGAAAGAGAGGAACUUUUCGAGAUGUAUUUGGCAAAGAUAGUUACAAAUUUCUCCAUUUCUGAAUAUGCACCACGCCUUGCUCACCUUACUCCUGGAAUGUCAGGUGCAGACAUUGCCAAUGUAUGUAACGAGGCAGCCAUUUAUGCUGGCACUAACAGCAAGACCUCAGUAUCCAAGCCAGACAUGGACUAUGCUCUGCAAAAGAUCAUAGGAGGAACAGAGAAGAGAUCUUAUGUUAGGGAUUCUCGUGAGAAGAAGAUCAAUGCUUACUACGAGGCUGGAAGAGCUGUUGUAUCGUGGAUGACGAGGACCUCGGAUGCUAUCUUAAAGAUUUCCAUAGUUCCUAGGAGUAAAUUCAGACUAGGACACUAUCAGUAUUAUAAGCCGGAGAGAGAUCUUCAAACUAAUGUUCAGUUGUUUGAGAAAAUGUGUGUACAUUUAGCUGGCAGUGCUGCGGAGGCCAUGGUAUUCAAUCACUACUCCUCAGCUGCAGCAAAAGAUUUGGAAAUUGUCAAAAAGCUGGCUUACUUGCAAGUAAGAGAAUUUGGAAUGAGUGAAAAUGUGGGUCAGAUUUCCUUCCACUUUGAAGAGGGUGAUGAAACAAUGCCCAAGCCUUACAGUAAAUAUAUGGAGAAUUUGAUUGACACGGAAGUCAGGGAUAUGGUUACAAAGGCUAGUUUGCAAUCAAAGAAAAUUCUGGAGGAAAAUAUGGCAAAAGUUCAUAAGAUUGCCAAGGAACUAAUGGAAAGAGAAACUUUGUCGUAUGAAGACAUUGAAAAGCUGAUUGGUCCCCCGCCCCAUGGGAGUAAAAUGCCAGACGAAUAUAUGAGCUUUGUACCAUUAAAUGAAAAUGAUGACACCAAACAAUAACUGAAUUAUGAUUUGAUAAACCUGUCUUUCAUGUAUAGUGAGUGUGAGCGAGAGAAAAAGUGAAGUUUAUAUUUGUUGCUAGUGUUUGUAUAAAAUGCUGAAAGUCUGAAAUGAAAUAUAAAGUUUUGAUUAAUUUAAAA
Ostrea edulis (European flat oyster) is the source of this 2623-nucleotide messenger RNA. Its product is annotated as paraplegin-like. Gene Ontology annotation, molecular function: ATP-dependent peptidase activity; metalloendopeptidase activity; ATP hydrolysis activity. Bases 36 to 2483 code for a protein of 815 amino acids. Lineage: Eukaryota; Metazoa; Mollusca; Bivalvia; Ostreida; Ostreidae. The record is from RefSeq and is a predicted model, not a curated record. Gene Ontology annotation, cellular component: m-AAA complex. The transcript is spliced from 18 exons. Gene Ontology annotation, biological process: protein-containing complex assembly; mitochondrial protein processing.